UACGGGGUAACAAAGAUGUAUGGAAAGCUUGUUAUCUACCAUGAAGCGCUGUCGUUUUACACGGAUGCGCUCUUCAUGGCCAAAACCAGAGCGCAGAAGAUCGCUUUGCAUAGUAACAGAGCCGCUUGUUACUUGAAAUUGCACGAAUUCAAAAAGGCAGCUGAGGAAUGUACAUCUGUGCUUGAGCUUGAUCACAAGCACACUGGAGCAUUAAUGCUGGGGGCACAAACCCUAGUCGCCCUCAAGGAGUACCAUUCAGCACUAUUUGAUGUGAACAGGCUAAUGGAGUUAAAUCCAUCUUCAGAAGUUUAUCAAAAUCUUGAAGCUCGUUUGAGGACACAAUUGUCACUUCCUCCAAUACCUGAAUCUGAAGCUGAAUUGGAUGAAGAGCAAGAAGAUGAUGCUGUAAAAAAUAAAGACGGCAAAGAUUUACAAGAUGGAGCAGUUUCAAUAGAAGACAGCCAGAAUGUGAAGCCUGACAAUGCUAUGAUAAGUGCUGAAGUUAUAGUCCCUAGAGCCCCAAUCAUCAAGGAAUCUUUUAAACAAGGUAGAGACCAAAAACCUGAGCCUGAAAAGAUCAGUGUUACUAAAGUGGUUUCUCCUCAAGCACAGAAGACCAAGGAAUCAUCUGAACAAAAGUCCAAAGGAUGGCAAGCAAUCCCAAAACCGAAGGGGCACUCUGCUUUGGAUUAUGCACGGUGGGACAGAGUUGAAGAUGACUCUAGCGAUGAAGAUGACGACGACGAUGAUGAGGAAGAGUCUCAACCUCAAUAUCGCUUUCGUGUAAGAACUGUUGGUGUGCAACCAGUGAAGUAAAAUUGGAUUAUUUGCAAACCUGCUGAUAUAGGUGACAGGACUUAUGUCACUCAUUACCUGAAUGACUUUUAAAGAAGAAACCUGGAUAAAACUCUUUCGGAUAUGGGUAUCAAGUUGAAAUCUUUUGGGGAAGGGGAAAUAGUUGCUGACUUAUGUGGUAUAAUAAGUUGGUUUUUCAUGCGUUAUGUCUAGCGAAACUUCACUGCCAGACUACAGCUGUUGCCAGAAUGCUGCAUUUAUGAUGCUCUGUGCUACUAAACUAUGUCGACAGCAGACGCAACAUGGACACAGAUUGGCUACCUUGAGAAAAAUGUAGUUGCAAUGUUCGUGCCACUAUGACGUUGAAGCUCCCAUUAUUUCUCUGAUUGGGAACAGUACGACAAAAUUAAGUGAAGACUUCAGAUCUUCCGGUUAGCUGCCAUUGGAAUAACGAGUUCUAAGCUUCCAACGUUUCUUCUCUCACUAUGCAACUUCUAGACGGAUAAAUAAGGUUUGUGCUUGCCAUAUUUAUCAAUCCACUUGUAGCAUAACGACAACUGGAAGAACAAAGCUGCAGUAGCAGAUCCCCUUGUCAUAUUAGAGUAUUGGGAUAGGAAUAUGGUAGUACUGCUGAUGUCUGGUUUUCUAAAUGCAUGGUUAAACGUGAAAAGUUGUAUAGGCAGAGCGUACCAAUUUGUCUAACUAAAAUUUUAUGAACAUUGUAGGACUUGGAUGAAUUGAUUUCUAAAGCUCCAUUUGUUUGACAGAAAGCCCAAGAUUUAAACAUCUGGAAUUUGCUGUGUU
This is a messenger RNA of Tripterygium wilfordii, 1599 nucleotides long. RefSeq names its product sperm-associated antigen 1-like. The transcript is spliced from 3 exons. Gene Ontology annotation, molecular function: protein binding. Lineage: Eukaryota; Viridiplantae; Streptophyta; Magnoliopsida; Celastrales; Celastraceae. The coding region runs from base 16 to 816 and encodes 266 amino acids. The record is from RefSeq and is a predicted model, not a curated record.